AUGGCCUUCGAGCUGGUCAGACGAGGUCUUAAUCUGAUCCUUGUUGGUCGGAAUCCAGAAAAGCUGAAGCAGGUCACCGGAGAACUUAGGGCGGAAGUGCCGACUGCUGAGCUGGUAUCCAUCGUCUUCGACCUCUCGAACGAUAUCCCAGACGGGAUCCAGCGACUAGAAAAGGCAAUCGAGCGUCUCGACGUGGGAAUUCUUGUGAACAACGCAGCAGCGUCGUACGCUGUCCCGAAGUGCCUGCAUGAGGUGGACGAGGAGAUGUAUACGGAGCUGGUGAAGGUCAACAUGGACGCGUUAACGGAGAUUACCAGGGUAGUGCUCCUGCGGAUGCUGAAGAAAAAGAAGGGAGCCAUCGUAAACGUCGGUUCUGGGUCAUCUGUAAUCGCUCCGUCUUACCCCAUGUUUACUGUUUAUGCCGGUACCAAAGCGUGAGUCUAUUCUCAACUCAUUCCUUACCGUUUCACUGCUACAAGGAAUUCGAAUCUUGUUCUUCGUCCGAAGUUUACUAAAAGAUUUAUUUUCCAUUACACGAUGUACGAUAUAAGUAUUUUGCUUGAAACUUUGCGUUGAGUGUCUAAUUUUAAGAAAAUUAAUGUUCCUUAUUGUCCAUCAUUUACGUUGAUCAACUAUCAAGAAGUCUUCACCAUGAAUACAAAGAAAAAGGGAUCGAUGUCCAGUGCCAGGUAAUCUAGAGUUUUUAAUCAUGUUAUUAAAACAUCAUUCAUCGUUCAGUCUGCAACAUAUAUACGCCCGCACAUAUAUGCAUGUAUAAGAAAAUUGAACAUAAGACUAUUUAGAAUUAUUUGGAUUUUAAAAAAAAAAUUACGUUAUACUCUAUUGCAUGUGAUUAGAUUUGAGGAAAUUUUAAUGAAAACCUUGCAUCCCUCUCCUGAAAAAGACUCUGUUGUGGUAUAAAGCAUGUUUUUUUCACACUGAGUAUGGUAUAAGUUUCGUCGACUUUCAGGUUCCAUCUUACAUAGUCACCAAAAUGGUACCAGAUAAAAGACGUUCCUUCUUUAAUUCAGCGCCAGAGGAGUAUGCCCUCCCAGCUGUACGUGCCAUCGGAUUUGGAACGACGGUUCUCCCUUACUGGAGACACUCUAUACAGUGUUAUUUCGCUAAACUAGCCCCGGAGAGCAUCCUUAAUGAAUGGUUAUUACGUUCUGCCAUUAAGAGAAGAGAACAGUAUCCAGCUUAA
Molecule: messenger RNA, 1204 nt
Organism: Spirodela intermedia
Lineage: Eukaryota; Viridiplantae; Streptophyta; Magnoliopsida; Alismatales; Araceae
Source: the annotation of a GenBank genome assembly